Messenger RNA from Microstroma glucosiphilum, 2172 nucleotides. RefSeq lists its product as hypothetical. NCBI's taxonomy places the organism in Eukaryota, Fungi, Basidiomycota, Exobasidiomycetes, Microstromatales, Microstromataceae. The record is from RefSeq and is a predicted model, not a curated record. Gene Ontology annotation, biological process: RNA processing. Gene Ontology annotation, molecular function: ribonuclease III activity. The coding region runs from base 81 to 2000 and encodes 639 amino acids. The transcript is spliced from 2 exons.
CCUUCUUCCCGCAUCCUCCUGUCAUACUCACCUACACCGCUCCUAGCACACAUAGGCUGAGGUAUUCUCCUGCGGCUGUCAUGGUGAUAGCAGGGCCUAGCACCUCCUCAAUAACGCUGAGAGAUGCUGUGAAGCGGCACCCGCGGAGCUCAGCAUGCCGCCUAUCGCUCUGCAGCAUGGCCCCUCGGAGAGAUUGUAAGCAAGCGCUUCCGCGGCCGCCUCCUUCCACCUCCAUCUCCAAACGCAGCUACGUUUCUGGCCCACAAGCAUCGCACCUUCAGGCAUUCCGAUCCAUGGCUAGACCCCAUCACCGGACCACGUACUCCCUCAUCGCAUCUACGAGCAAGCCCCGGCAACAUCGGUCCACAGCAUACCUAAUAUGCAAGUUCACCACUGUCCCUCGCGCUCGUAGCAAGAGCACACGAGCCAGCGUAGAUCGCCGAGUCAAGAGCAGAGAACGCUUCACAGAAGCUCUGGAAGAGUAUCAUGCCGCUUUGCAGGCCCAAGCCCGAGCUGCUCCCACCGACCCAGCCUCCCAGUCACGGGUGCGGUGGGUAGACAGGAUGAAGACCUUGUGGGAGGGCAGCUCAGAACGAGCUAGACAGGCGCAAGAAGAAGCAGAUGAAGACGAAGACGACGAGGAAUACUACAACGACCCAGCUCAUCGGAUACAUCCCUCCACUAGACCCCAAGCCAAUCGAUUUCCUUCUGCAUCCUCCUCCUCCUCCACGGCUGGCAAGGCAGCUGCCGCUGUGAGCUCGGCAGCUGCAUCAAUGUCAGAACAAGCUUCCGACUUCUUCAGUAUGAGAGUCAGCAACACCUGGACUUUUGCACAUCAGAAGAUCCGUUUCCCAGUAGACAAGGAUUGGCCUCCACCGUUGCCCGGAGUGCCUGGCACUAGCAAUGCAGAGGUGGCCGGCACCAGCGAGGCGGACACAUCGGCUGUUCCGGCAUCAUUGUCGUCUGCGCAGGCUCCAAGGGCAGCACCAGUCUCAGCAUUAUACCCUCACCCCAUCACUACAUCGACACCGGCACUUCCGCCACUGGGCCCUCGCUCGCCAAGAGAUCUUGCCGCUCUAGCUUUAGACGUCCAUCGUUUCGCCUCUCGUCCCCUGCAGCAAGUCGUCCGCAAGGGCACUCACAAGUCCCCCGCCGCUCCCCUCAGCAAGUCACUCCGACGUCAGCUGCGCGAGCUACCAGGCUCGGAUGAGACCUUCCACGUCGCCUGGCGAGGAGGCGUCGGUACAGACGAGACCGAGUCGGCUGCCCUCGAGGGCCUUGCACCAGCCGAUAGCGGCGGCACGUUCUUCUGGCUCGCCGAGCGCAACACUCGUCUCGAGUUCCUCGGUGAUGCCCUCGCAAGAGAGAUUGCCAGUCGAAUCGUCUAUCACUCCUUUCCCGAUCUGGCCUCUGGAGGAAUCUCUACUGCUGCCAGCCACCUCACUACGAAUGAUACCUUUGGCUUCCUCUAUGAGCUCAGCGGGAUGGAGAACAUGAGAGUCGGUCUCGCCAGAGAGCUCCUCGGGGAGGCUGUGGAGAGGGAGCGACAGAGAGUUGGGGCACUAGAGGCUCGAAAGGGCUUGAGUGAAGAGACUACAGAGAUCCUGGAAGUAGACCUCCAAGAUCUGGAUCAGGCAGGCAAAGCUGACCGCUUCGAGGCCUACCUCGCCUUCGUACGCCUCACUCACGGACCUCUUGUCGCUGAAGCCUGGUUCUCUUCUCUGCUACGACCCUGGGUGGAGCGCAUCGCCUCUGAUCCCGGCUUUCACACCACACGCAAUAUCUCCGUCGCUGCACAAUUGAGAAGGAGAGCAGAAGAAAAGAGGAUAGAAGUGCUAGAGGCUGAAGAGACGAGGCAGAGAGAGGAGAGGGAUAGAAAGAGAUACAGCGAGAGUCGAUGGGGGAGCUUGGCUAUUGCUGGUAAAGGCCUGCUGAGUAGAUUGCUGGGCCGAGAGGCAAAGGGGAGAGAUGCUAGCCGGGACAGGAGUAGGGAGAAGUAGCAGUCCUCGAAGCCUGCAAAUUCGAACAUUCAGACACUUAGCACUUGGAGCAGCCUUGAUGUGUUGCGGUAGCUGCAAGCUUCGCUGCUAGUGGGACUGGCACCUUGGCACCGCUAGCCGGUCGAUGGUCUCCCACUGGCCUUCAGGGUGACGUCUUGCUGCCCUGUUGGGU